AUGCGUCCACGAUUCUCUCAUCACGAAAUGGAGGCACCGAGCGGGGAGACGUCGUUGGGUGACUCUUAUAAAUACGAGGGCAAAGUGGGAGUCCGUAUGGAUCGCGGGUGUCGCGGUAUAAAGAGGAGGGGUUCUUGUGUCGUUAGGUACUCCUUUGGUUACUUGGCUUCGCGAUCAUUAAGAAUGGUGAACUCGCUUUUGAUUUUGGUGGGGUUCCUCUUGGAAGUGCACAAAGCAGGACGGUCGAGAAAUGCUUGGAGAUAUGUUCUGUCGGGGGAUUCAUACUCGCUGGCGUCGAGUAUGGCAUGGAAUGCUGUCUUUCUCAAGGAGAAUACGCCAUAUACGACUGGCCCUGCGACGAUUGUUUCGACCUAUGCCAGUGCCCCUGGUAGGACUUGGCACGUCACUGGGUGCUGGGUAGGAGAUGACGGUUGA
Coprinopsis cinerea okayama7#130 is the source of this 435-nucleotide messenger RNA. RefSeq lists its product as hypothetical. The coding region runs from base 1 to 435 and encodes 144 amino acids. Lineage: Eukaryota; Fungi; Basidiomycota; Agaricomycetes; Agaricales; Psathyrellaceae. The record is from RefSeq and is a predicted model, not a curated record. The transcript is spliced from 5 exons.